Molecule: messenger RNA, 2377 nt
Organism: Periconia digitata
Lineage: Eukaryota; Fungi; Ascomycota; Dothideomycetes; Pleosporales; Periconiaceae
Source: the annotation of a GenBank genome assembly
UCCAAUUGCGUGUUUGGUGCAGGAAACUGCCGUUUACCCCCAUCUUUGACAAGCCGCUUUACUCGCUCGAGACGCACUCUACUCUCUCUCACUGCUUCAAAACAGCCUGCGCAAACCUCUGAGUGCCGACGCGCGAGCAAAGAUGCCCAAAGGUCUCUAUCCGCUGCCACGGCAUCACCAAUAUGGUGGAAAGCCGAGAGUUGUCUCGCUCAACUCCAAUCACUUCAGUGAUGACUUCGUCAACGACUUCAAGACAAAGGAUAUGCCCAAACCAGUUGAGUCACGCCCCGAUAACCACAAGCAGGAGAGCCUAGGCAAAGCAGAGUACGAAACGCCCAAGAAGGACAAAAAGGACAAGAAACGCAAGAAGAAGAGUAUUGUCUCUGGUGACAUCGAUGCCACUGAGAUAGUGCAGAGUGACGACAUGAACUUCACAACACCUGACAAAGCCAAAUCUGAGAAGAAGCAGAAGAAGCAGACGAAGGCGGGCAAGAAGCUUGACGAGUCUGGCAAGAAGCCUUACUCCUCGAAGAAGGAGAAAAAGAAGGAACCAGAGAAGCAAGAGAAUCAGGCUCAGGUGACGGAGACUGUGAAUUCCGAGCCGAAGAAGAAGAGGAAGAGGAAGAGGAAGAGGGAUAGCGAAGCCGACGCAUUGACCGAGCUUGCCGUACGCAAUGAUACAGCCGGUGAUAACGGACUGUUCCCUGACGACGAGUUUGUCCAGCAAAUUGCGGACCUGUUCGCGGGUGACAAUGCAGUCAAAACGCUAUCUCCUGAGAAGCCAGAAGUCCCCGAGAAGAAGAAGAGGAAGUCGAGCGCCAAAAAGCAGAAGAUCCAGUCCGAAGCUGAACGUGACGGCAUUAGCGCCAACGCAACACAGACGCCCUCGAAAUCGCCAAAGGUGAAGAAACUAAAGAGCGCUGUCAAUGAGAGUCUCAACACGAAAGAAGACCCGGGUGCUCAAAGCACGGCGAUGCAUAGCGCGCCAUCUGUUGCUGCGACUUCAUCUAUCGCCACCGCACCUAGUCCGACAAAGCAGCCAAAAUUUUCAGAAAAGACUCCCAUCCCUCCACCUAAGAACAGUGCUCUUCUCUCCAGUUCGCAGCCCGUCCAGCUUCAGAAGAACGAAAAUAUUCUUGUACCAGAGACUCCACCCUCCCAAAGGUCUCGCAAGUCAAACAAGGCCUUCAACCUGACCCCUGUGCCUUUCAAGCUAUAUCAACAGGACGGGUCUGCUUCGGUUGGCCGUCCUCUGUUUUCCACACCAUCUUUCCAGAGCAGUGGCGCAACGCCAAUGUCUGCCCCGGCUGCGAUCACAAAGGGGAAGAUGCCUGUCCCAGUGCCUAGCGUUCCCAAUGCUCUUACGAACGCCAAUCUCACUAAGCACACUGGCACCGAGCCUUUGAACGAUGACCCCAAGCCGAGGCCUCGUGCUAAAGGAGCUUCUUCAGCGGCCGAAUCUACAGGAUCUUCUUUGAGCAUCAAAGAUAUGUUUGCUCGCGCUAGUAAGCGGCAAUCAAAGGGUGACAUGGCAGAGGACGACCCCAUCGUCGAUCAAUUGCCCUCCAAAGCACCGAAAGAGAAGCAGAAGGAGCUCUCGAUGAACAAAUUCAACACCCAAUUCACUGAACUUCAGUCGUCGAUCGACUUCAUCAAUGAACAAAACUAUCUGGAAGAAUAUCUCAACUGGGACCACGCUAAUGCAGACAACGCGUUGCCUUGCCUGGGAAAAGCAACCGGCUGUACCUCCAAGAAAGAAGAGAUCUUGCGCCUGAGCCGGGAGGAGAACCUCGAUCUACUAAGCCACAUGGACGGUGCCGUAGGAAUGGAAGGCAUCAAUCCCGACGUUCUACACAAGGCCGGUGCGGGCGCUCGCAACGCAGAAGAGCUCUUGAUGCUCUCUAUCCGCGCUUCGGUCCCAGUACCUAUCGGCAGCCUUGAGGGAACAUGGACACUUUACUGCCCCAAGUAUGCCGAAUCGCACUUCGACCGUUAUGGAUACGGUCAGCGUACUCUCAUCAUAUCGCGCAUUGCCGGCUUCAAUCACCGACACUCGUAUACGGCGCGUCUCAAGGUUCCCCCUCGUACUAUGCUGUACUCGGUCCUGGGGUUCCAGACACCUCCACAUGCGUCUUUCCGCGCGACCGUGAUCCAGACAAGCUCUGAAGGAUACAAUAUGGAGGUUAUAUUCCUUGGAAAUGGAUAUUUGACUUUGAGGGUUGACUUGAUGGAGUUAUUGCAGGGAAGGCCGAAGGAGAAGGUCGACGGGAAGCAGUCGUACAUGGAGUUCAUUGGCGUUCACGAGAAUGCUGUGAACUGGUGGAAUGACAAGGAUACGGAGGACAAGGUUUCUAAGAGGGUCAGCGAAGGAGCUUGA